UUCUCCUUGUUUUGAAGAUUUGUGUGCAGUCACUGUUUAUGUUGGAAAACUUCAAGAAAAUGAAUCCUAUUCCUAUCCCCAACAAAAGACAUUAUUACCAUGUCAGUCUCAUGUCAUCCGAAGUAGGUGGGUGGGCCCAGCGCAACAUUUUGUACAACGUUAUUAAAGAUUAGACUUAUUUGUCCAUAUUCAUGUUCGUGAAAAUAAAUAUUUAAUGAACCUAUGCAAAACGUUAUAAUCUAAGAGUAAGAUGCAGACAGGGCAGGGCCUUGGACAUGGUGGGCAACUGCAUUAAGUAAGGUCCAUCAUGGUGCAUAUGGUGAUGACGGGGUGGAGAGAAGUAAUUUUUACAGAGCCAGAUAUCAUAGCCUCUCCAGCAUUAGAUUUUGACCAGUGUUUUUAUGUGGUAAUGCAGAAGAAAAUGUACAAGACCGGGAAGUUGCAGGGAAGAUUUGAAAGAAAGGGGGCAAAGGUUAGUGAUCCUUACCAAGUUCUACCAAGUCUGUAUCAGACUUGUUUGAUUUACACACUAACAGCUAAAAUAGCCCCUAUAUGGAACAAAGUUGGAGAUUGGUUACUACAUGGGCGAGAUUUUUUGACACACAAUGGAUAUAUGAAUGCAAUUAAGAUGAAUCUAAUUGUCAAUUCAAAAGAACUAUAUAUGUCAGUGACUGGUACUUCAGUGAGAUGUCCUCAUGUACAGAUUAAUGAUUUAGAUGUAAGCUCUGAAUAUCUAGGAAAAAUGUUUCAAGGGCAUCCACAUUUUGAAAUACUGGAGUUAGAUCAGUGGUGUUAUAUUUUACCAAGUAUGAAGAAAGGUAGAAUAGUUAGUGUGUCACGUAAUAUUCCACAGUAUGAUUGCCCAUUUAAAACAUACAGAGACCUUAAAAAACAUUGGAAAAAUACUUAUGGGUAUAGACUUCCAGAAACAGAUGAUGAUCUGCUGUACUAUCAAGUAUCAUUCCUACCUUUAGGUGGUCGCCUCUUUACUUAUCCUAGUAUUUGUAUAAGAAGUCGUAAUCUACAGAGUAUGCCGAGAGUUGAUCCUAAACCUGUGAUAGCCACCUUUCUACAGGAUGUCCAUGGUAAAAUAUCACAAAUAUGUGGACAUCCUUUCAAAUUUCAACCUAAGAUUAGAUACACUGAACAACAGCUUCUUAACUGUUCUGAAGAAGAACCUGAUAUUAAACCAAAUUUAACCUGCAGAAAAAUGAAUCCAACCACAGGUCCAUUACGUCACAUCAGUAGCUUACAACACAAAUCACAUCCCUUAAAUAACCAACCUAUCAUCAAAAAUUCACAAUCACAGAGCCAGCAAAUGUUUAAUUUAACUUCAAAAUCCGACACAGCUAGUGUGAAGCCAUCAUCAUCUAGUAUACCUGAAGAUAAGAAUUUACAUCUCCCACCUGAAUAUUCAGUUUUUAAUGGAAAUACUGUUUCUUCUCUGAGUGUCAAUUCUAGAUCAGAUGAUAAAAAUACAUCUGCAAGCUAUGAUGUAGAAAAAGAACAACCAGAAAAAACAAGUAGGAUAAUCCCAUUAUUUAGACCAAAAAAUAAGUCAUUUAAACCUGUCAACAAAUCUAAUGUUCCAAAAACUGUUCCAUCAUUUGCAGUAAAACCUAGACCCCAGAUACCAGAGAGAAUAAUACAGUCAUCAUCUACCCAUAACAUUCCUAAUUCAAUUGAAUCAUACACUGUGCCUGUUAAUAGAUUACCUAAAACUCUUCCGAUAUUUACAUCAAAGAUACAGAAAGCCAAACAAAACUCAUUGAGUAUCUCUCCAAUGGGAACACCAAAGACACCAAGCUUUCCAUCUAAGAAACAAAUUGCUACUCCAAAGCAAUUAACUCCAAAAUUACAGAAAAGUGUGAUGAAACAGAAACCACCCAGUACACCAAAAGACCUCUUCACAGCCUCUGAGCCAAUAGAAAUUAGUUUUAAUAUCUAUAAUAAUGUGCCAUGUGGAAGUUCGUCUAUAGCUUCAACCCCAAAAGCUACACCAAGCUUUACACACAAGCUGAAAACACCAGACUUGCCGACACAUUCCUUUAGUAAAUUUACAAACAACAAACUAAUGAAAACUCCUGAUGGUACAGCUAAUAAAAGAAAAGAAAUAAAAACACCUUGUUCAGAGGGUGAAAGUGAAGCCAAAAAACCUCGAGCUAAACCCAGGUUACAAGAUGUUGAUGUUGAAAAACUAGCAAGGUCGAAUCAGUUGAAUAAAGUGAAUGCUCUUACACUAACAACAUGGUUGAAACAGAGAAAUGUAGUCUGUAAAGGUAAAGAUAAGAAGGGAGAUUUAGUUGAUAAAGUCUUCAUAUUUCUUAAUCUAGCCAAACCUGUCGAACUACAAACUCUAAUGCAGUGUCCUGAAGCUUAGACUACUGAAUUUGUCAAUAUAUAUAAUAAACAUGUUUUAAACUGUGAUAAUUCUAUUGUGCUUAUUCAGUUUCUUGUGUUUGCUGACAAAAUUACUAGGAUUCACUCACACACUGCUACUAUUAGGGUAUUCACCCUGUUUUAAUGAAAUUGGGUCAGUUCAAUUGAAUAUGCUUGAACAUCAGUCAAAUACUUUAAUAGACCAGAACACGGUCAUGGACAUAGAUGUUUCAAAUAAAACUUGUUGUACAACAGGACCACCAGAUCUAUUUCUAAGUCAGCAUGUUUUGGAUUCCAGUGCAUUUGAAUAAGUCUGUCUUCUUAACUGGGGUAGAAGUAGUAGCUGUUGGUUCAAUGUCUGAUUCAGCAUUUACCUGAGGGGUAAAUGACUUGGAAAAUCCUCCUAAACAGUGCCUUGGCCAACAUACAGCUAUCACAGGCUGGGUUAUUAAUAAUCAGUGUGGUAACUUUCACCACGGCAUGUAGUAAUAUUACAAUAAAUCACAUGUUUAUAAUUUUAUUACAUCACAUGUAUAUUUAUACAAUAUAAACAAUAACAAUAUCAUUUUUAACAAGCUUCAUCAUCUGUAAUUAACAAUAUUCAAUAUAUAAUAUUUAUUGGCUUUAAUCUGAAUAAAUAAACAAUGGAUAUAUAAGUAGGAAUCUACAUACAGAAAAAUAUUGAAAUAACCAACAAGAAGAGAUGUGGUACAAAUACCAGUGGCUGCCAGGCAGGAUAUGCCCACAUUUUGCAAGAGAUGGAUACAGAACAAGCUAAAAACAAAAACGAAAUUCGAAUUCAACCUUCAUUAUGGUGGAAUGGUGAUAUAUCUAAACAGUUUUUAAAAUCGGAAAAAAAAUGUAACCUCUAAGAGAAUCCAUCCACAAGCUAAAAAUGCGAUUUUUCGACCCAUCAGGGGCAAUAAACAAGGAAGUUACGUUCGGAUAUGUGUGAUUAUCAAAAGGGACCAAGAUCUUUAUGAUAAAAACAUAUUUAAAGUUUCAUCCAAAUUGGAUAAAAACUGUGGCCUCUAUUCACCUUUUUUUUUUUAAAUCAGAUAAAAAUUGUGACCAGUAUUGAGACCACAAGCUCAAUACACGAUUUUUCAUACAAUCAAGGGCCAUAA
Molecule: messenger RNA, 3506 nt
Organism: Patella vulgata (common limpet)
Lineage: Eukaryota; Metazoa; Mollusca; Gastropoda; Patellidae
Exons: 12
Coding region: 308-2380 (690 amino acids)
Source: RefSeq, a predicted model, not a curated record